GAGGAGUGGGCUCUCUUUAAGUGAUCAAUCCAUCAUCUCGGGAUCAAAAUUGCUCCCUGCUCAUGUGUUCGUAAGAGACAGAGAGGAAAAAGAGAGAGAGAUCGUCUUAGCUUGCAACAACAAACGAUAUGAGUAAAGGCGACGCACCUAUUGGCUCAGAGGGCGACCAAUCAGCGUCAACGGAGGAACUUCGGAGUGGAACUUCGGGGUUAGAGUUUCAGACCAGUGAGAGCGUUUUUGGCACAACCAGGACGCGCAUCUGUCCCCCUGAAAGCGUUAUCCGUGCUUAUCGUUUUACAUGUCUGUCUUUUUAUAACAUCAUUCGAGAAACAAUACGAGUCGUUAGAAGCUCCGGGAUGUACACCGCCGGGCUCAACCCGUUUUACGCAUCCAAUUUCAGCCUCUGGUCGGCAUACUGCGCCGGAGGCUUCGCUGUGGAUACCAUAAAGAAGCCGUCGUUUUGCAUCGCAGACAUUUUGCAAGCAGGGGAUGCGGAGAACAUCCCCGGAUCGUCCGCCCUCAUGGUGCACAUGGGACACCACCAUCACCACCAUCACCAGCAGCAGCAGCAGCAGCAGCAUCGCGCUCAGCAGGCGCACUCCGGCGGCUCUCCGCUGCGCCCUUCUCCCGUCGCGCCGGAGCCUUCGUCGGUGUUCGGAGCCAGAGUCAGCCCGGCGUCUCCGUACCACAGACACGGACUGCAGCUCACCACCGUCUCUAGGACGCCGUUCAACUCCCAGCAGGCGCCCCCGCCUUCAAGUAAAGACCUCAAAUUCGGAAUCGAUAGGAUUUUAUCCACGGACUUUGAUCCAAAAUGCAAAGAAAAGUCUUCUCUAAGAGAUCUCACCUCCAUCGUUAGCUCCAACCGUCAGUCAGGCCUCCACAUCCCUAUUCAACCUCCAGCCAGCCCCUACUUCUCCUCCAUAGACCCCGGGAUGAACAACGCGUCCUCCAUGAUGGGCUCACUAGGCAGCGGCAGCGGCAGACACGCAGGCCAGCAUCAGUUUCAGGACACCUUCCCAGGUCCCUACGCAGUGCUCACGAAAGACACAAUGCCUCAGACGUACAAGAGGAAAAGGUCAUGGUCGAGGGCCGUGUUUUCGAACCUGCAGAGGAAAGGCCUGGAGAAGAGAUUUGAAAUACAGAAGUAUGUCACCAAGCCUGACAGAAAACAGCUGGCAGCCAUGCUGGGGCUCACAGACGCUCAGGUAAAAGUGUGGUUCCAGAACAGGCGCAUGAAGUGGAGACACUCCAAGGAGGCCCAGGCUCAGAAGGACAAGGAGAAGGACGAGAAGCCGGAGAAAGGAGCCUCAGAGGCGGGGGGACUGGAGCCGAAGGAGCCGACAGAGUCCGAGUGCGAGAGCGAGGCUCGGAGCGACAGCGAAUCGGACGAAGCCGAGGAGGAAGAGAGCGGAGACGGACAUUUGGACAUUUCUGAGCUCAACAACAACAACAACAACAACAAGACCAGCGUGAUCAUGAGCGGGAGCGCGCAGGCGGCCACCGCGGACUCCAGCCCCACGCCCACGGACACGGCAACGGCGUCGUAGGUCUUGAUAUGAAAAAGAAAGAAAGAAA
Poecilia latipinna (sailfin molly) is the source of this 1578-nucleotide messenger RNA. RefSeq names its product H2.0-like homeo box 1 (Drosophila) (gene hlx1). Gene Ontology annotation, molecular function: sequence-specific DNA binding; DNA-binding transcription factor activity, RNA polymerase II-specific. The transcript has 4 exons. Bases 129 to 1550 code for a protein of 473 amino acids. NCBI's taxonomy places the organism in Eukaryota, Metazoa, Chordata, Actinopteri, Cyprinodontiformes, Poeciliidae. Gene Ontology annotation, biological process: regulation of DNA-templated transcription. The record is from RefSeq and is a predicted model, not a curated record.